Molecule: messenger RNA, 613 nt
Organism: Rubroshorea leprosula
Lineage: Eukaryota; Viridiplantae; Streptophyta; Magnoliopsida; Malvales; Dipterocarpaceae
Source: the annotation of a GenBank genome assembly
UAUAAGUCUGUCUAUUUCUGUUGUUGGAGGGUUUUGUUUGCAUCGCAAUCUUUUGUGUGUCUAUGCACUGAUUUGUUUGAUUUCCCGUGUCUUACUUCUGCUCUUUGUUUUGCAGCAAUCAUGGCUGACGAAGCUCUUACUGAACUCAAGGACGACGUGGGAGAGCUUGCUCCCUUCGAUCCUAUUAAAAAGAAGAAGAAGAAUAAGGUUGUUCUGCAGGAUCCUGUAGAUGAUUCUGCAGACAAGCUGGCUGAGAAAACUGAAUCAUUGUCAGGUGCUUUGUCAUGAUUCAUGAAUUGUUAAAUUGUGCUACAAUCUGCAUUUUAAUUUCCUGGAGAUUAGUACUAUUAUCAUUAUUAUUUCUCUACUUGCAGUCUCUGAUGGCCUUGAGAGCACUUUUACUGGCCUGAAAAAGAAGAAGAAGAAACUAGUAAGUAUUUUGGAACUAGUUAAGUGAAGGCAUAUAUAUAUAUAUAUAUUUUUUUUUCUCAAUGUCAGGUGGAAACCAAAGUAUUGAAUGAGGAAAUCGGAGAUGUGGCUGAUGAUUUGACUGAUCAUCCUGGUGAAGAUGACGAAGGUGAAGUAGUUGUGCAGCAGCAGCACUAUCCCUGGG